AUACUUCCAUAUUCAUGGACUUGGUUGUGUAGAGGUGCAUGCGCAUGUGCUCUCACGUGUGAUUACAUACAAUGGGCGUCCCAAGCGAUCUUGCGCAACUGCAGAGGCCUCUGCGUUGCCUGCAGGCGCGGUCUCAAAAAAAGCAGGAUGAAGUUGCGAGGCUGAAGCGCGAACUUGCUGAAGCUGAAGCCGAGGCGAAAAGCGUCAAGGCCGACUACUUGAAAACCAUUAUUUACUAUGCCCGGACCGACUGCCUUCAGCUGGCAAACAUGAUGUAUGAGAAGCUUCCUGCCGAAUUACGUGAGAUGGUGUACGAAUAUCUCUGUGUAGACGCCGAUCGUCCCAUUCCGGUUGGCCCUUACUAUCAUUUCCAUGCAUACAACAAGCCCUAUGUCUAUCCUGCGAAAGCCAAGACAGAAGUGGACGCGGAACCCGACCUGAUUGAGAGACUUUUCGGCAAAAGGUCAGCAUCCAGCACGGGGUCAGCAUCCGGUGCACCCGGCAACAGCGCACCAGUAACAUGGAAGCCGUCGGUUAACUGGGGGGAUGAACUGCAAAUAGACCCAGAGCUCGUUGAGCGCGUCUCGCGCCUGUGUGUCGACGAAGAUGAAGAAGAGGCGGAAUCAGAUAGCAACUACACCAUCCUCCCAGAUGGCCGAGUCAAAGAGAAGCACACACACAAGCCCCCUAGCGACAUGAUGCUUCCUAGCAGCCAUUUUCUGGACCCCAGAUACGUUGGCCCAUUAGUGUCGCAUGAGACGCAGAAGGUGUACUACGCGCGGAACACCUUUUCUGUAUGCAACGUUGAGAAUGCGCUUGCCAAUUUUCUGGGCCGGGAUACUUGCUCGUAUCACCGGGAGAAGUGGGAGGACGAUCUUGCUCCAACUCACUCUACGACGCUUGAGGAGGUCCCGCCGUUGUUUGCAGCAGACCACAUACGUCAUCUGCAAAUCCGGCUCAAGUUUGAGCAUUUCCGCAAUGAUCUUCCAGCGAGGCAAUGUUUCUUGGACCGAUACGCAUACGAGCAGCGCUUCCUGCGCACGACAUGGGGUCAUCUAGAGGGGCUCAAGCACUACCUGGAGCGCCGACCCAAGGGUAAGAUAGAGAUUGAGUUUAUCAUCAUGACGAAGCUGUCAAACAUGGAACAUGUCGCGGGGCGGGAUGAGUAUAAUAAUGAAGUGCUAGACCGCGACCGUUGCUUUAUGAACUUUUUACAGUGCAUGCGGAACAUGGUGUACAAGGCCAUGUACGACCACGAAGACACGCUGGUCAAAGUCACGCAUUACGAUGCAAGGCAUUGGAUAUUUCCGAGGGACAUUACCGGCGUGUUUGGGCUGACGGCAGAACAGUGGGAAUAUGAGAAAAGCAAGCAGGGCGGCCAGCACGACUGGGUAGGGGACUUUUUCGUGAUGCAGCAGGACGCUGGUCUGCGGGGUCUGCCUGGCGUGUACGACGACGAGCUGGAAGACAUGGUGUGGGAGAGAUGGGGCAUGGCAACUGUGUUCGAGAAGGUCGCGACGGAGCCUGUCAAGGCAGGGCGGUUCUGGCCUGUGGUGGCCAAGACAUGAGGAGCGGACAGAGGCGUAUCUAAGUACUGUGUGCAAUACGACGUGCACGCGCGACUUAUCGGUAUGUAGCAUGGGCUUUGUAAUACCUCAUCUAAGUACUUACAUAUCAUUUGGCCUGGGGGCGCGCGGACGCCGGGGCGGACGAGCAAGCCGAUUGGCUGGGUGCCUGGGAAUGCAGCCAUUUCCCUACGUA
Bipolaris maydis ATCC 48331 is the source of this 1761-nucleotide messenger RNA. RefSeq lists its product as uncharacterized. The record is from RefSeq and is a predicted model, not a curated record. Lineage: Eukaryota; Fungi; Ascomycota; Dothideomycetes; Pleosporales; Pleosporaceae.